UUUGUCCUCUUGUCCGAUACAAAACAAUUUGCACGCCUGCAGCGGCAACCGCGUGUGGUGGCUUCCAGCGGGCUCUCACGCAUUGUCAAGUCUCAAUCCGAUUCGAACGGUCAGCGAAGUCGAACGUGCGAACGAGCGUCCGCUCAUAACACUCGAGUCGUGUCCACCAACAGUGAUGGCGUGUGCGUACGUACGUGCUAAAUAAGCAAAGAUCCCGCGCAAAACCCGCACCACAACCUGGUGUUCGAACUUUGGCGCGUCAGCCAACGAGAACCGUGAAACGGCGAAGUUGCUAUAGUUGCGGAAGCGUCACUAGCCGGCUGCACAGUGUUCGGUGGAGGCUGUUGGACUAAACCUGUUUUUCUCUUUCGCGGUGAUCGUGAUCGUAGUGUUGUGAUCUUCCUGAGUGUUUUUUUUUUCGUUCAAACUGGUGUUUCGCCAUGAAUUGGAGUUUGUGGUGAUAGGGAUUUUAGUGCGGAAGUUCCAGGAUUGCGACAAACGAGUCACAACCGAAGUGAGAGUGAGUGUUUUACGCGAUUGAGUGCUUGUGUGACCGCAUUUUCUCGGUAGAUCACGAAACGAUUGUAGGGGAAUUCUCGUACGUUUAGGAGAAGCCCAUCGAAGAAGAAUCGGAGAUAAUCGAGUGUCGACGGCGAUAUACAACAAAAGGGAGUUGAUCAAGUGGGCGAUCUUCAUGGUGCGGAUCAUCGUCUUCUGCUGGUUAGAAGAAAGUUGUGCGCUCAGUGUCAAGAUUAUCUUUAAUCGUGAAACAAUUUAAGAAGAUGUGUGUCCGGGUUUUGCAGAAAUUCUCGUUCUAACCAAUAUCCAGCACCGUAGUGGUAUUGCGUCAACGGACAAACCGGACCGGGGUUUAGGUUUGGGAUGUGCAGUCCGCAACCGGAACGCAAUAGAAAGGUGCUAUAAAGUGGAUAGUGCAGGUGUGUUUUCCCGAGUUCGUUAUCCAAAAUUCCGAGGAACUGGUUUUCGGUUAAGCAGUGUUGUCGCAUACACAACUUUCGGAAGCAUUUGGACGACUUUAACGCAGACCGGUGGAUGAAAAUGGGCUUGUAGGUUAGUGACAGUAGGCGUGAGCAUACCUAUCAGUUCCUGCUUUUGUAGCUCAGUACGGUCCGAGACGUCAGUAAGGAUGUACGGGAGGAUAUUCGCCUGUCUGUUGGUCCUGUUCGGGGUGCGGUCCAGUGUGUGUAGUUUGCCGUGUGAUUUCAUCGAUUCGGUUAACAUCACGGACGGGGAGCGAUUACCGAAUGGUGAGAUCCGUCAUAAUGGGGUGAUCUAUAACCAGACGUACUACCGUACGAUCGACUAUGAGUAUGAAGACUUUGCCACGAAGAAGUACGUGGCGGAAUAUAUUCGCGGGUGUUUGUGUGCGGUUCGGAUAUGUGUGCGGUUGUGCUGUGGUGAGCAUGAGUUCCUUGGUAAAGGCUGUGAGCGCUCGGAUAAAUACUUACCGAUCAUGGUGAAUGUUAGUGCGACGGAAAAGGACGAUCUGCGCAACCUGUCCCAGUACGGCUUUCUGUAUGGGAAGCCGUGUGGACAGGUGUAUGAGCUGCUACCAGAGGAAAACCCGGCGGAUGAGUGGAAUAUUGCAAGGAACGGAAGCCUUAUCAUAGCGGAGGAUACGCUUAUUCCACGCAACCAGUACUGUUUAGCGCCCAGAGCGAAUAAAACCCUCGCCUCCGGACUCGUUUGCUUCACGUCGAAUGAAGAGUUCAAGUACAAUCUCUAUCCGGUCGGCAUGCUGCUGUCGGUACCGUUCCUGCUGCUUACCUUCUUCGUGUACGCCUGCAUACCGGAUCUGCGGAACAUGCACGGCAAAUCGCUGAUGUGCUACGUGUUGGGCUUGAGCGUCGGUUACACGGUUCUGUCGAUGGUGCAGCUAAGCGUCUUUCCCGGUUCGAGCGCGUCCUGUGUGAUCUCGGGCUAUAUCGUUUACUUCUCGUUCAUGGUUAGCUUCUUCUGGCUGAACGUGAUGUCGUUCGACAUCUACUGGACGUUCAAGGGCGUCACGGGUGUUCGCAGCUCGGAAACGAAGAAAUUUCUGCUCUACUCACUGUACGCCUGGGGCUGUCCGAUCCUGCUGACCGCGUCAGCCAUUACGGCGGAUAACACCGAUUUCUUGCCACAAUAUCUGCGACCACAGUUUGGUACGACCAGGUGUCUAUUUGUUGAAAAUAAAUUGAUCGAGUUCCUGUACCUGUACAUGCCGUUGCUGAUUCUGGUGUUCAUGAAUGUGGUGUUUUUCGUAAUAACUGCUCUACGCAUUUACAAAAUACAGUGCGAAACGUCGGUAGUUCGUCGAGGUGACUCAAAACGCCACACCAAGCUGGACAAUGAUCGUGAUAGAUUUGGACUCUACCUGCGACUUUUCAUCGUGAUGGGUGUCACCUGGUCGUUGGAAAUCAUCUCAUGGGCCGUGGAUAACAACGCUUGGAUCUUUUACGUUUCGGACGUGUGCAACUGCAUCCAAGGAUUUCUCAUUUUCGCACUAUUUGUGCUGAAGCAGAAAAUUAAACGAUUAAUCUACAAAAAGUUCGGUAUCCGGGAAAUCAAACAGGAACAAAAGAUGUCAUCCUGCAGUACAAGAACAACGGCUACCAUGGUUUCGUCCUACCAGGAGUCUAAAUCGGAAAAUCCACUGGUCACACAAUCGUCGAACGUGAUGUAAACGACCUGGCCAGCGAACAAAGACGGUAUGGCGUUAUGACUUCUUCGAGCAAAAUCUCAUAUUCGAUGCCGGAAGCGCACUGCAAAAGUCGCGAAACAAUUUAAGCCACUGGGCCAUUUGCUAACCAAAGAACCUGAAUCCUGUGACGCGUGUGACAGUUGGGCAUAUUUCUACAUAUUUUUCCCAAGCUACUGGCGUUAUUAUGGGCCUUCGUACAAGCUCCUUCUAGGGUACGAUCACUAGCGACUUUGGUGAUCGUUUUUAGACCAGCACAAACAAAACAGUAUUUCUUAGUAGUUUUAGUACAAAGCUAGUGUUUUUGGAAUAGUGAAGGAAACAGGCGGAAUGGACAUUAACUCAAAUCUACCUCACAGCGGAUGGUAAAAUGGGACAGAGAAAAGUUCAGUAACUGUUGCACACAUAGCGAGGUGAAUAGAAAGGAAUGUGACAGAAAUUGGUAAGAAUGUGACGUAGUUCAUAAAUAUACUUAGCUGUUAUGACAAAAAAUGACCACUUAACAAUAUAAAAAAAAGAAAUAAACAAAGCAUGAAAUAUCAAAACAUAA
Anopheles funestus (African malaria mosquito) is the source of this 3251-nucleotide messenger RNA. RefSeq names its product G-protein coupled receptor Mth2-like. Gene Ontology annotation, biological process: cell surface receptor signaling pathway; G protein-coupled receptor signaling pathway. The coding region runs from base 1148 to 2686 and encodes 512 amino acids. The record is from RefSeq and is a predicted model, not a curated record. The transcript is spliced from 8 exons. Lineage: Eukaryota; Metazoa; Arthropoda; Insecta; Diptera; Culicidae. Gene Ontology annotation, cellular component: membrane. Gene Ontology annotation, molecular function: G protein-coupled receptor activity.